Messenger RNA from Penicillium coprophilum, 1761 nucleotides. Its product is annotated as putative YT521-B-like splicing factor. Gene Ontology annotation, molecular function: N6-methyladenosine-containing RNA reader activity; mRNA binding. Lineage: Eukaryota; Fungi; Ascomycota; Eurotiomycetes; Eurotiales; Aspergillaceae. Gene Ontology annotation, cellular component: nucleoplasm. The coding region runs from base 1 to 1761 and encodes 586 amino acids. The transcript has 4 exons. The record is from RefSeq and is a predicted model, not a curated record. Gene Ontology annotation, biological process: regulation of alternative mRNA splicing, via spliceosome; mRNA splicing, via spliceosome.
AUGGGCAAUGCUCCUCCAGAAAAGACAGCAGACGGGACAGCACCGGUAUUAGAACAGGCUGCAUCUUCUGCUUCAGCGCGACCCAAUGCCAGACACCAUUCCAGCUUCGCAGAAGCUCGAUAUGGAACCACCUCUUCGCCCUUGAAUAUGGGCAUGACAUAUCCCCUCCCAGGUCAUCAUUCACAAGGCUCCCCAUAUGAUCAUCAGUCAAUGCAUCAAUAUCCCGCAGCCCACGGGCAAGGCAUGAUGUAUCCUAUGCCAAUGCCUCCGUAUGGACACAACUCCGGCAUGUACGGCAUGCCUUACCCAGCUUAUCCGCCAUAUGCGAUCCCUCAAGGAACUCAUUACCAGCCACAUGGAACCCAAAUGCAAAACCUCAGUCCCGGGCAGAUAUCUCCCUAUGCCUCGGGUUAUUACCCUCAUUCGCCAUGGGGUCCCCCUUACGGACCGACGGUGCCCACUGGACAAAUGCCCCAGGCUUCACCCCCAGUCCGUACUAAUUCAACCUCGCCCUCAAAACCGGCCUCUAUGCGCAAAGAAGCCGAUAAACGAGUGGUGGAAUUGGAAUACGACGUCUCCAAGACCAUCGUGGAUGGAUCUAAUCCCAUGAAAUUAGCCCACCCCCAACCGCUCCUCUCUGAUAAUACUUCCCCUUCGCAAUCAGCCCCGACCGCUCCGAGUACCCCACGAGGACCACCCCGAAAGCCAAAGCAAUCCGGCCACGCGCUCUGGGUUGGAAAUCUUCCCCCAGGAGCCAACGUCGUGGAUCUCAAGGACCACUUCUCACAAGAUGCAACAAACGACAUCGAGAGUGUGUUUCUAAUCUCCAAGAGUAAUUGUGCCUUUGUGAAUUACAAGUCGGCUGCUGCCUGUGUCGCGGCGUUGGCGAGGUUUCACGACUCCCGAUUCCAGGGUGUGCGUGUGGUCUGCCGAUUACGAAAGGGAUUCACGGCUCCAGGAUCCGGGUCUGUAGGUGUGGCAGGUCCCAUGGUGAAUCAUGCUCCCCGACCACGAUUGGAGGAUAUUGCUACGGCCACAGCUACUCCUACGACUACUAUUGCGGAUCCGGGUGAGGAACAUUCAAGCACAUUGGAGCUUAGCUCGGCAGCUCCCGCUACGGGGAACUACCCGCCCCCGGCCCGGCUGGUCGAUCGGUACUUUAUUGUCAAAAGCUUGACGGUGGAGGAUCUUGAGCUGAGCAGGCAAAGUGGCAUUUGGGCUACGCAGUCGCACAACGAGGCGGCAAUGAAUCAGGCUUUUGAGACCACCGAUUACGUCUAUUUAAUCUUCUCCGCCAACAAAUCGGGCGAAUAUUUUGGAUACGCACGCAUGAUGUCACCAAUCAGCGACGACGAAGAACUCGCCUUGGAGAUGCCAUCUCGGCCCGAUCUUCCGCCCGGGCCUGACGACCUCGAAGUGACCUUGACAGCGGCGACCUCGACAGCGCCUCAGGGCCGAAUCAUUGAUGAUUCCGUGCGGGGUACUAUCUUCUGGGAAGUCGAGUCGUCGGAAGAUGAGAACGACGCCGCCAGCGAAAAGAGCGUGGAGAAAAAUGCCGAACUCGAGGAUCCAGAAGAGGGCCAAACCUUUGGUAAACCCUUCCGCAUUCAAUGGAUUUCAACGGAGCGAGUGCCCUUUCAACGCACCCGUGGCCUUCGUAACCCAUGGAAUGCGAAUCGGGAAAUUAAAGUUGCUCGCGAUGGCACUGAAAUCGAGCCGACGAUUGGCCGGAAGCUGAUUCAGUUGUUUCACUUGCCUUGA